Messenger RNA from Castor canadensis (American beaver), 1266 nucleotides. The record is from RefSeq and is a predicted model, not a curated record. Lineage: Eukaryota; Metazoa; Chordata; Mammalia; Rodentia; Castoridae.
GUGUGAUCAGUGGGAUUAGAGUCCACAGGGAGCUGACAGCCAUGCUGGCUUGGCUUUUGCUUCGGCAGCAGGAGAUAGAAGAAAAACUCAUCGAGGAAGAAACAGCACGAAGAGUGGAAGAAUUGGUGGCAAAAAGGGUAGAGGAAGAAUUGGAGAAAAGGAAAGAUGAAAUUGAGCGAGAAGUUCUCCGAAGGGUGGAGGAAGCCAAACGCAUCAUGGAAAAGCAGUUGCUCGAAGAACUCGAGCGACAGAGACAAGCUGAGCUUGCAGCACAAAAAGCUAGAGAGAGGAAGCUGGCGCGUAUGGCAGCCGAGGAGCACACUCUGCAGGACACUGGACAAGACAGUAAAUAUUCAACUUUUAAUGCUGAUUAAAGGAGUAUAGGUAAAGAAUACGUAGGUAUACAUAAUUGGUGAGACAAAUAUUCACUUUAUUUAUAUUUUAUAUAUUAUUUUUUAAUUUGGUAAAUACUAUCCAGUUUUGUAGUUGUCCUUGUUGAUUUGUGUGAUAUUAAAGUAUUAGUGAUAAUUGUCAGGAAACUAUCAUUAGGGAGGGUUUAGUCGGUUGCUGUUUGGACUGGGAGGGAUGAUAUAAAUUUAGUGCUAGAAACCGAUUUUAGUGGCUGCGCAGUUAAUCAUUUGUCAGACAGAAGGUAGCUAUAAAGCUACCCUGUAAGUCAGAUCAAAAAAGGUCAGAGGAAGAUUAGUGAAUAUUUAUCAAUAAAAAUAAACAUUUUAUUUUUCUAACAUUUUAACCUGUCCUCCCCUUUAGGAGGAAGAACGUGCAAAGCGUGAGGAGCUAGAGCGAAUACUAGAAGAGAAUAACCGAAAAAUUGCAGAAGCACAAGCCAAACUGGUAAGUAUAAAACAUGCAAGAAGUUCUUUGCAUUUGCUUAAUUUUUUUUUUAAUUCCAAAUUUUUGUGGAAUAGUUUUGUACUUUAUAAUUGAAGUUACUUGCCGAGAUUCUCAGGGUGCUUUUUCAGGGCUUUGAGUUUGAAGCUAGAGUAGGAAGAGUUGACUAGAUUUUUAUCUGUGAUCUGGAGAUGGUUCCAGAAUUGUGGUGGUUUAAAACAGGUUUCCUGGGGAAAAUGUACUGUUGCCUAUCCCCAGUUUUUCCUAUCACAGCUUCAAUCACAUUUCUUCUAUGCCUAAAAAACAACUUAGAGUUAUUUAAACCGCCCAUUGCACUUUGCAUUUGUUGCCUUGUUACCAGUCACUAUACAAAUUAAGUAGAUUUUAUGUAUUUAAGCAAGUAUAUCAGAGUAA